CGGCAUCGAACGGCCCAACAACAGAAAAGGAGGGAAACAAUAUCAAACGUCCGAUCUCACAGCCUUGCCCUUCCCCUCUUUCCCUAUUUAAACCCUCCUUUCUUCCCCUCCCCUUUCCCAUCUCCACUCCUACACUCUCUUUCUCUCUCACUCUCUCAUCCUCUGAUUCGUCUCCACUAGAGCUCGUACCCCAGAUUAAAAAGUUUUUAUAAAAGAUGAGGGAAAUCCUUCACGUACAAGGAGGGCAAUGCGGGAACCAGAUCGGAUCCAAGUUCUGGGAAGUGGUCUGCGAUGAGCAUGGCAUCGACCAGACCGGACGAUACAUAGGAAACUCCGAUGUGCAAUUGGAGCGCGUGAAUGUUUACUACAAUGAGGCAUCUUGUGGAAGGUUUGUGCCACGCGCCGUGCUCAUGGAUCUUGAGCCGGGGACUAUGGAUAGUGUGAGAACUGGGCCUUAUGGACAGAUCUUUAGGCCUGAUAAUUUCGUGUUUGGGCAAUCUGGAGCCGGGAAUAAUUGGGCUAAGGGGCAUUAUACUGAAGGAGCUGAGCUUAUUGAUGCUGUUCUUGAUGUUGUUAGAAAGGAAGCUGAGAAUUGCGACUGUCUCCAAGGUUUUCAAGUUUGCCACUCUCUUGGUGGAGGAACUGGUUCUGGCAUGGGCACCCUCUUGAUUUCAAAGAUCAGAGAAGAAUACCCUGAUAGGAUGAUGCUAACUUUCUCUGUCUUCCCAUCACCAAAGGUUUCGGAUACGGUGGUUGAGCCUUACAAUGCCACCCUUUCUGUUCAUCAGCUUGUUGAGAAUGCUGAUGAGUGCAUGGUGUUGGACAAUGAGGCUUUAUAUGAUAUCUGUUUCAGGACUCUCAAGUUAACCACUCCUAGCUUUGGAGAUCUGAACCAUCUGAUCUCUGCAACAAUGAGUGGUGUAACAUGCUGCCUUAGGUUCCCUGGUCAGCUCAACUCUGACCUCCGGAAACUUGCUGUGAACCUUAUUCCUUUCCCUCGUCUGCACUUCUUUAUGGUUGGAUUUGCUCCUCUCACCUCACGAGGAUCUCAGCAGUAUCGUGCUUUAACUGUCCCAGAACUCACCCAGCAGAUGUGGGAUGCUAAGAACAUGAUGUGUGCUGCAGACCCACGACACGGUCGCUACCUCACAGCCUCAGCCAUGUUCAGGGGCAAGAUGAGCACCAAAGAGGUUGAUGAGCAAAUGAUUAAUGUUCAAAACAAGAACUCUUCAUACUUUGUUGAGUGGAUUCCAAACAAUGUGAAGUCCAGUGUCUGUGAUAUUCCUCCUCGGGGCCUGUCUAUCUCAGCUACCUUCAUUGGUAACUCAACCUCCAUCCAGGAGAUGUUCAGGCGAGUGAGUGAGCAAUUCACUGCUAUGUUCAGGAGGAAGGCUUUCUUGCACUGGUACACUGGGGAAGGAAUGGAUGAAAUGGAGUUCACCGAGGCAGAGAGCAACAUGAAUGAUCUUGUAUCCGAAUAUCAACAAUACCAAGAUGCAACAGCUGAAGAGGAACUUGAAUAUGAGGAUGAGGAGGAGGAAGGUGUUGCUGAGUGAGAGAUAUAAAGGCUGUAUGCUACUUUAUAUUGUGAAAUGUGGUAAUGCCUCUUUAUACUGCUUGAGAGUUGAAAAGUGGCGAUUUUCUGCGUGUUUGAGUAGUUAAAUAUGUGAAAAGCUUUUUGUAUUACUCUUUAUGUUUAAAGUCUAUCUCGCCUGGCCGUUUUAUUCGUUUUCUACAAUGAAAAUUAGUAGUAUUGGCUGUAUCUGUUAUUUCAAGUUAUAUGUUUGUUUUUCCUGGUAUCAUUUAAGCAUGUACUGGUAUUUUCUUUUUCAUCAUUUACUUAUCCGGAAAACUACAGGAAUGUUUUGCAGACCUUGGCAUGUAAAUUAUGUACAUUUAGUAGAGAGAUUUCUUAUCACCUUUGUGUUUGUGGAAGGAUGUCCGUUGGAGAACAUCUUUCUCACACGGAGCUUCUUGGCAAUUACUGAAGCUUGAGAUACAAUAGAGGCUUAAACUUGCCAUUGGCUUGUGCAACUAUCUUGAUUUAUAUAAG
This is a messenger RNA of Durio zibethinus, 2053 nucleotides long. Its product is annotated as tubulin beta-5 chain. The record is from RefSeq and is a predicted model, not a curated record. Gene Ontology annotation, molecular function: GTPase activity; structural constituent of cytoskeleton; GTP binding. Gene Ontology annotation, cellular component: microtubule. Lineage: Eukaryota; Viridiplantae; Streptophyta; Magnoliopsida; Malvales; Malvaceae. Gene Ontology annotation, biological process: microtubule-based process.